AUAAGCGGUAGUGUUUGUCGGCUGGCGCACCGCAUCAAACCAAGUGUUGUUUUCUGCCUUAGGCACCACAUCCAUUCAGCAUGAGCGACUUCAAUCCCCACGUUGACGAGGCUAAAUCUUCCCUCGCCCAGCUCAACAGAAUCAACCUCGACGACCCAACAGCACACAAAGAAGCCAUUCUUCAAUGCCAGUCUGUCAUUGAUGCUCUGCGGAGACCCGGGGAUAAAGCCUUGGAGAGCUUCACAACAUUUACCAUCUUCCCCUGUCUUCGAACCGCAAGUGACCUGGGCAUUUUCGAGAAGCUGAGCCAUGGGACCUUGACGCUUCAGCAGCUGGCAGAGCAGACGGGAGCGGCAUCAAGCCUCCUCGCUCGACUCAUGCGAGUCAUCACCGGCACUGGCGUCGUGCGCGAAUCCAGCCCAGAGGCUUACACAGCAACCCCUACGUCGGACAUUCUGGCAACCGCAGCAUUCGCCGCCGGUUUCCGCAUGUUCGGCAACAUCGUCCCCAACCUACAAAGCUUCCCCGACCACCUCCAAGCAACGCAGUACCGCAACCCCUCUGACAGCGACAGCCCCUCGGGGAUCUUCCAAUCCUGCUUCCACACCGACCGCAGCUUCUUCCAAUGGCUCGCCGCCAACCCCACCAUCGCCCGCGACUUCAACACCUUCCAAACCACGAAGCGCAACCAACAGCACUGGAGCGACAGCUACCCCGUUUGGACGCGCUUUACCACGGGCGGUGUUGACACCCUCGACUCCGAUGCGCCCCUGCUGGUCGACGUCGGCGGCGGCAUGGGCCACGACCUCCGCGUCCUGAAGACCAAGUUCCCCGUCCCGCUGCAGACGGGGCAGAUCGUCCUCCAGGAUCAGCGGUCGGUGAUCGAGACCAUCCCCGCAGACCUGCGGGACCCAACAAUCGAGUACAUGCCGUAUGACUUCUUCACGCCGCAGCCGGUGCAGGGAGCGCGGGUGUACCUGCUCAAGCACAUCAUCCACAACUGGCCGGACGAGAAGGUGAUGGACAUCCUGCGGAACGUGGCUGCCGGAAUGCGGAGCGGGUAUUCGAAGCUGUGGCUGUUCGGGGGCAUUGUGCCUGAGAUGCACGCGCCGCGGAUUCUGGCGAGGAUGGAUAUCGUGAUGAUGGUGUUUAUGGCGGCCAUGGAGCGGACGGAGAGGCAUAUCACGGAGCUGUUGCGGCGGGCGGGGUUGGUGGUUAUGGGGGUGGAUGUGGUGAUGGAGGGGUAUGGGGUUAUUGAGGCGAUGUUGGAGGCUUGAGGACGUUUCUGGUCGCAUGUUCUCUGUAACCGUGGAGUUGAAAUUGCUUGAAUGUAGAGAACGGUAUUAUCUGAAGAUGACAGGAUAGAUUGCUAAGGGAUGUCAGGAAUGUAACAUUUUAUCGUCUG
Molecule: messenger RNA, 1405 nt
Organism: Aspergillus aculeatus ATCC 16872
Lineage: Eukaryota; Fungi; Ascomycota; Eurotiomycetes; Eurotiales; Aspergillaceae
Exons: 4
Coding region: 81-1277 (398 amino acids)
Molecular function (GO): O-methyltransferase activity
Source: RefSeq, a predicted model, not a curated record